Misgurnus anguillicaudatus (oriental weatherfish) is the source of this 4017-nucleotide messenger RNA. RefSeq names its product GRIP1 associated protein 1 (gene gripap1). NCBI's taxonomy places the organism in Eukaryota, Metazoa, Chordata, Actinopteri, Cypriniformes, Cobitidae. The record is from RefSeq and is a predicted model, not a curated record. Gene Ontology annotation, biological process: regulation of neurotransmitter receptor transport, endosome to postsynaptic membrane; regulation of modification of synaptic structure; regulation of recycling endosome localization within postsynapse. Gene Ontology annotation, cellular component: glutamatergic synapse; postsynaptic recycling endosome; extrinsic component of postsynaptic early endosome membrane.
GUGCACAGCGUACGCGCGCCACCUGGAGGACAGGUGCACACAUGAACGCGCCUCUGUCAACUCAAGGCGUUGAGAGAUGAGGGAAGUCAGACAGCUGUAGCUUUAGUCAUAAUCUUGUCAUAAUGACAACUCUUUCUGUCACAUAGACCUGUCAGAAAGCACAGUAAUACUACACAGAGAGUGUGUUUAUUUCGUCUUGUAGUGUUUUGCUGUGUGGGUGAAGAUGGCGCAAGCGUUGUCUGAAGAGGAGUUUCAUCGCAUGCAGGCUCAGCUCUUGGAGUUGAGAACGCAGAACUACCAGUUAUCUGAUGAGCUGCGGAAAAAUACAGCAGAGCUGAACAGUGUUCGUCAGAAGAUCUCAACCUUGGAGAAAGACUAUGUGAAAGCACAGAAGGCUUUGAACAAAAGCAAGAAAGCACAGGAGGUAGAUGCCUUACUCAGUGAGAACAAGAUGCUUCAGGGGAAGUUACACAGUCAGGAAGAUGAUUUUCGAUUGCAGAACAGCACCCUUAUGCAAGAGCUGUCCAAGUUAUGUUCCCAGAUUGAACAGUUAGAGGUAGAGAAUCAAGGGUUGAGGGAGGGUCAAGGUUUGGAAAGACCCGCCUCCAGCCCCACCUCUGCUGAGCUCCUGCGGCUCCAGGCUGAAAACUCCGCCCUGCAGAAGACAUUGACAGCUAUUCAAGAACGCAAAGAUGUCCUCAUCGAUGGAGAGGCUGACACUAAUGGAGUCCAGUCAGAGGCCAGCGGUCACAGUGAAGACACUGCUGUCCCAGGCAGUAAUGAAGUAGACCAGGCCGAAGUGCAGGAUGUGAAACAAGAACGAGAUAAUGAUCGUAGCGAUGUGAAGUUGAAGCUCCAAACAGUGAUGGAGGAGAAAUGCUUAUUGAGAGAGCAACUGCAGUCACUGGAGACAUCCAAGCAGACAGAAAUUGUAAAACUUCAAGAAGAAAAUGCUAAGUUAUCUGACAAACUAAAGAAAAAACAAGAGAGCUUUCAGCGGCUACAGGUUGAGAAAGAAGCACUUUACAAUGACAGCAGGACUAAAAUUGAUGAGAUCCAGCAGAGGAAAGAGGAGGAGCUGAAAUCCAUAAACCUACGUGUGCAGAAAGUUCAAGCCGAUUUAAUGGCCGCCAACCAGAAUGUGGCUGAGCUGAAGGAACAGUUGCAGAGUAAACAGAAAGAGCAUGAGAUGGCCAUCCACGCGCUCAAAGAUCAGGUAGCAUGUCAAAGUGCUGUCAGUCAGGAGCAGGUGGAGGGUAUGCUGAGUGAGAACGAUGCUCUCAGGACAAAUCUUGCAGCUCUAGAACAGAUACAAACUGUGAAGACUCAGGAACUGAAUUUGCUGAGAGAGCAAAACAUGGCACUUAACAGCGAGCUUCAGCAGAGACGGGGUGAUCAGGAGAGCUUUCUGGCACAAAGAGAUGAUCUGAACUCUCAGCUACAGGAGUCAAACCGAGCAAACAGUCGACUACUGGAGCAACUCACUGAAGUGGGACUAGAUAAAGACAAAUUACAGCAGGAGUUAGAAGAGGCCAGAAAGACUGCAGAUAAGCGUAAGGUCAUGCUUGAUGAACUGGCCAUCGAGACGGCACAGGUGAAGUCUCGGCACAAAGAGGAGCUCGGCGACGUGCGUCUGCAGCAUGAGAAAGAGGUGCUGAGCAUCAGAGCGCGCUAUGAGAAGGAACUCCGAGGCCUCCACGAGGAGAAGAACCGCACGGAAGAGGAGAUCCGAUCACAGCUGCGAGAUGAGAAGGCACGCAACAAAGAGCUGGAGGGCCUUCAGCCGUACGUAGAGGAACUAAAAGCUCAGGUUCAGUCGAUGGAGGGAACGAAGGGCUGGUUCGAACGCAGGCUCAAGGAAGCAGAGGAGACUAUGGAAAAUAAAGUUCUGGAGCAUUCAGAAGAGAUCCAGAGACUGCAGCGAGAACACACAGUUCAGCUGGAGGCUAAAGCUGCAGAGGUGGAUGCUGUCAAACAGCAAGUGACAGAGCUGGAGAAGGAGAGAGAAGAUCUCAACAACACAAUCGGCAAACUGAAACAGGAAAUCAAAGAUGUAGUGGAUGGACAGAGAAUCCUGGAGAAAAAAGGCAGUUCAGCGCUGAAAGACUUAAAAAGACAACUUCAUUUGGAGAGAAAACGAGCAGAUAAACUUCAAGAGCGUCUGCAGGAGAUCCUAACCAACACUAAGACUCGUACAGGUCUGGAGGAGUUGGUGUUGUCAGAAAUCAGUUCCCCGAGCCGUACGCAGCAGACCGGUGACAGCAGCAGCAUUUCUUCUUUCAGCUAUAGGGAGAUCAUGAAAGAUGGAGCGUCCGCACCCAGCACCAAUAAGUCCAAUACCAGCAGUCCUCAAUCACAGCGACCGGCUGACCUUUCAGACGAUGAGGUUAGCGAGCUCUUCCAGAGACUUGCCGAGGUCCAGCAGGAGAAAUGGAUGCUGGAGGAGAAGGUCAAACACUUGGAGGUCAGCUGUGCCUCAAUGGCCGAUGACAUCUGUAAAAAGAGCGCCAUCAUCGAGACGUACGUCAUGGACAGCCGAAGAGAUGGAGGUGGAGUGGCUCAUGGACAUGGUGCUCAAGGAGAACGUGGAGGUUUGAGCUCUGUGUUUAGGGAUCUGGUGAAACCUGGAGAUGAGAACCUGCGUGAGAUGAACAAAAAACUGCAGAACAUGCUAGAAGAGCAGCUGACCAAGAACAUGCACCUUCAGAAGGAUCUGGAGGUUUUGUCUCAGGAGAUCGUUCGUCUGAGUAAAGACGGCACUUCUGAGGAAAGCUCCAAAGCCACGGGCUAAAGCCGUACGCCCGAUGAUUCAGUACCCUUCUGUUUCUCUAUCUCUCUCUCUCUCAUCUCUUCACGGCUACCAGGAGGGAAGUUACGUCCAUCUCUUGCAAGAUUUGACCUCCGGCUGGAAUCUCAGAUGUUUAGGAGCACAGAGGGUCACAACAGAUCGUGUUCAUCUGUGAUUUACAUGCUACUGAAUGUAAUGUAACACUUCAUAUGUUUGUCUGUGACUGGAAAGAACUGGUGACACGGGGUCGGCGUACCGUCCUCUGCUGCUUGAUACGUGUUAAUGGGUCUGUGGCGUCGUCUCUGUGGUCCGGACGGACCGCUAGCGGCUUCUAAACCUACCACUAAUGUCCCGGUUCUGGAGAUUACACAGUGUGUAACAGUUCGACGUCCGCUUUCUUAAACUGCUGUCACUGUUGUGUAUAUUUGUUUUUGCUGAAAAAGAUUAUUUUGUGUGUGGGCAUAGAUUUGAUCAUCAGAAUUGUAUUUAUUUGUGCCAGAGGAUCCAGCUAGCGUAUGUCUACAGAAAGCUGCCGCAGUGCGUGAUGUUUCUCAAGUUCUGCGGACUUUAUUAGUAUAUCAACACAUUCAGAAAGUUUUUUGGCUGUGAUAAUUACCAGAGCAAUUUGUGGCUCUCAAAAUGUUCCUGCGAAAGAAAACGACUCCCUGGACUUCCCUUAUUAAACAGCAAUCUCUCUGCGUCUUAACAACUCGCUCUGACACCUCCGUAUCCGCCUCAGAACCGACAGCGCUGUUGAGGAACCCAGCAAUUUACAACAAUGCCCACUCGACUCCCGUCUGAAAACACCACAUCUGUCAUGUCUAUCGUUUGGUGAAUGUUGUGAUCAUUUAGGUUUUUUGUAAACAUUUUAAGAGUUUUAUUUUGAGAUGGUUUCAAUGUCAUGUCAUUGCGGGGAUGCUUCAGUAGAAGGGCAACAGGAAACAGGUUUUGGGUCGUGAGAUUGUUAAAAAUAUGAAGAACGUCUUAUCGUAAGUUCUCAGGCUCUGUAUUUUGUGCGUAAUUGCUUGCACUUGAUUUUUUCAUAAAGCUAACCAGCGCACUACGGAUCUCAGUUAAAGUAGACACUAGAUUUAAUUUGAUGCAAGUUAAUUACAAGAUAUAUGUUCAGUACCCCUCUAUUUUUAGGAUUUGUAUUAUCAUCUUGGUGUUAAAGGAUUACCCCACUUUCAUAUUGGUCAUAAAAAACAAUUUACCCUUAUGGGAUCCAA